Molecule: messenger RNA, 3483 nt
Organism: Lactuca saligna
Lineage: Eukaryota; Viridiplantae; Streptophyta; Magnoliopsida; Asterales; Asteraceae
Source: the annotation of a GenBank genome assembly
UAUUAAAUACAAAGAUUUUUCAUAUCUUUUCCACACGACAUAUGCAUAACAACAAUUUUAUCUUUCCAGAUUUAAAACUACAAAACCCAAUCCACCUACAGUUUAUAAUGCACAUCGUACAAGCUGCAAAGGAUUUAUCAAAAUCAUGCAUCAUCUCUAGUCUCUUCUCACUUCUCAGCCUAUAAUAAUCACACAAUCACUCAUCAACUUUUCCCUGCGUGCUUCCACCCAAAUACACAGAUGUUGAAAUUUGUUAUUCUUCACUUUUUCUUCUUCAUCAUCGUUAUUUUUGAAUUUGCAAAUGGGUUUUCAGAUUAUGAUGUUUUAAUGAAGCUCAAAGCUUCAUUAAUAGUGGCAUCAAAUACCUCUGAAAUAUUAGACGACUGGAAAGUCGAAAACUCACAUUGUUCGUUUUCGGGAGUUUCAUGUGAUGAAAACUUUCGUGUAACGUCGUUGACGAUAUCCUACGUUCCUAUGUUCGGAACUAUCCCGCCGGAGAUCGGGAUCCUGAACAAACUGGUCAAUCUGACGCUCGUAUCAGAUAACCUCACUGGUCCAGUUCCGGUGGAAAUGUCUAAUUUGACGUCGAUUAGAUUCUUUAACAUCUCCAGUAAUGCUUUCACUGGCGAGCUUCCGGGAAAGAUUGUGGCGGGAAUGGCGGAGCUGGAGGCUUUCGACGUUUACAACAAUAAUUUCAGCGGGAGGUUGCCGGUGGAGUUUGUGAAGUUGAAGAAUCUUAAAAUUUUGUAUCUCGGAGGUAAUUUCUUCAACGGAGAGAUUCCGGAAGAUUACUCGGAGUUUCAGAGUUUACAGAUUUUAGGUUUGCAACAAAAUGAACUCUCUGGGAAGAUUCCGGCGAGCUUAUCACGUGUGUCGACUCUUGAUCAUCUUCUCACCGGGUAUUCCAACAGUUUUGAAGGAGGGAUUCCGCCAGAGUUUGGUUCUUUCAAAUCACUAAAACUACUAGAUCUCGCAGGUUGUAAUCUCAACGGAGAAAUUCCGGCAAGCCUUGGAAAUUUGAAGAUGUUGCAUACUCUGUUUCUUCAGUUCAACAAUCUCAGGGGAGAAAUACCUCCGGAGCUUUCGGGAAUGGUUAGUUUGAAUUUACUUGAUGUAUCGAACAAUAAUCUAACCGGUGGCAUACCGGAGACGUUCUCGGAACUGAAAAAUCUAACUUUGAUUAAUAUGUUCGGCAACCUUCUCACCGGUCCCCUUCCUCGGUUCAUCGGUGAUCUCCCGAAUCUUGAAGUUCUUCAGAUCUGGGGGAAUAAUUUCACGCUUGAACUCCCGCAGAAUCUCGGCCGUAAUGGUCGGCUAGAUAUGCUCGACGUCACCGGAAACCAACUCACCGGACCAAUUCCGAAAGAUUUGUGCAAAGGAGGCAACUUACGACUUCUGAUUUUAAUGGAUAAUGACUUCUUUGGGGCCUUACCGGAAGAACUUGGUGGCUGCAAGUCUUUAACGAAGAUUCGAAUCAUGAAGAAUUUCAUCAACGGAACUAUUCCCGCCGGCAUCUUCAACUUGCCGGAGCUUACCAUGCUCGAGCUUGACGACAACAAUCUUACCGGCGAACUUCCUAAUAAAAUGUACAGUCAGUCUCUUGAAAGUGUUUCAAUGUCUAACAAUUGGAUCACCGGUAAGAUACCUCCGGCGUUUGGUGAUUUACCGAAUCUAACAACUCUGUCUCUCCAAUCAAAUAAGUUCGUCGGUGUAAUUCCAGAAAAGAUAUUUAAUCUAAAGAAGCUUUAUGAAAUUAACGUCAGCGACAAUAAUCUUAGUGGUGAGAUUCCGGCCUCCAUUGCUACAUGUGUGCAACUUACAUCCAUUGAUUUCAGCAGGAACAACUUCAUUGGUGAAUUUCCGAGAGGAAUUUUAAGUUUGAUCAAUCUGUACAUACUUAAUGUAUCACGAAAUCAACUUAAAGGUGAAAUUCCGACUGAAUUAGGUCACAUGGAGAGCUUGACAGUGUUGGACCUCUCCUACAAUCAAUUCUCCGGCAGAGUCCCAAUCGACGGACAACUAAAGGAUUUCAGUGACACCAUCUUUUCCGGUAACCCUAACCUUUGUUUACCACAAACCGCUCAUUGUCCGAUCAUCUCCACAUCACAAAACAACCCCCCUUCAAUCCCCGCAUCAAAGAUUAUGAUAGUAAUCAUCGUUGUAAUCACAACCUUAUCGUUAUUCAUAUAACAUUCAUCAAAUAUAAAAACAACGCUUAGAUCUAAAAGUUGAAGACGUUCUGGAAUGUUUGAAAAAUGAAAACAUAAUCCGUAAAGGUGGAGCUGGAAUUGUGUACAGUGGAUCAAUGACGAAUAGUGUUGACGUAGCAUCAAAGGGUUAAUCGGUGGGAACCGUAGAUUCGACGCCAAGAUCCAAACGUUGGGAAAACCAGGAACAUUGUCGGAUUGUUUGGAUACGUCUCCAAUCAUGAAAACAAAUUGGUUAUUUACGAGUACAUGUCUCAUGGAAGUUUAGGUGAGAUUUUACACGGAUCGAAAUGAGCACAUUUGCAGUGGGAAACGGGGUAUAAGAUCAUUGUAGAAUCAACGAAGGGACUUUAUCACCUUCACCAUGAUUUCUCUAGGAUGAUCUUACAUCGAGACGUUAAGUCAAACAAUAUACAUUUGGAUUCCGAUUAUGAAGCUCAUGUUGCUGAUUUUGGGCUCGCUAAGUUCGUGACGGAUAAUUAUUAAUGUGCUUCGGAUUGCAUGUCUUCUAUUGCAGGAUCUUAUGGGUACAUUGCACUAGGUAAAAGCUUCUAAUGCAUGUUGCUAAUUACUCCAUAAAAGUAGGUUAUGUGAGAAGAUUGUAGUGAAGAUGAAAGUACUAUCUAUAAUGCGCAUUGUAUGUGUAUAAUGCACAUUUCAUUUUAUAUUUUAAUCUCUCAAUUUUAUAUAGAUUGUUACUUAUAAUCCUUUUAUUUUGUGAAAAUAUUUUCAUCCUUUUAGAAUAUCAUUUUGACCCUCCACUAAUAACAAGAAAUAAUGCCAAUAUGGAUGACACUUUUAGCGUCGCUGGACCUUUUUAGCGACGACAUCGGGCAAACACGCCUUUUUGUCGUCACUAAAGGUCAUUAAUGGUGCAGAAGUUGUUGUCGCUAAUGUCUUUCCACCGGCGAUCCAAGCGUUCCACAAGAAAAUUGGAUUGUGACUGCAUAAUUGUGGAAUGAUCCAUCAGUUAGGGUUUAAUCACAAAAUAAACAAUAGGGACGACGGCAAAUUGCGACACCUUGUCGUCGCUACUGUGGUCGAUCCGCAUGACCAAUCCUGACCCUACAUUUUUUUUGGAUCCAACAAAUUAAAGUGACAGAAAAAGCACAGUUAUUUCCUUCCAAAUGGUCGCCGCUAUUGCCCAGGUGUCACCGCUAAAGGGUUAUCUCUUUUGUUCGGCCUUCUCGUCCUAAACGACAUAUACUGUAACGUUCGUGUUUCUGGGCUUGUCAUUUUUAGCAAUGUAAUAGUCUAGGUUAACCUUUGUAACCCC